AUGUCUAGAAUUCAAUCCCCUGCGUUCGGUAACUGGUUUCGGUUCGCGGUUGGGGAUGAGGCUAUGUUGAGUGGGAUUCUUUAUGCGGGGGCGUUGUAUGCGGGGAUGAAGAGGGAGAUCUUGUGGUAUUAUGGGGAGACGGUUAGGAUUGUUGGGGGGAGGUUGAAGGAAGAGCUGGAAAGAGUGGGGAAUGAAGGGGAGAUGGGUGAGGGUGGUGAUGAGGGGACUGGGGCUGUGAGUUGUUUGGCGGUUGGGGAGGUAAGUUUAUUUUGAUGCGGGAGCAACAUAAGACUCGAGAAAUGAAGAUUUAUAGAUGAGGCUAAUGACGAUUAGGCGAUGGCUGGACGACAGGAGUUGUGGAGAAUUCAUAUGGAAGGCAUCAAAAACAUGUUGAAAGUGCGAAAAUCGAAUAAACCACUACCGGGGAUGGUAGAAGCUAAAAUUCGGCGGUAAGACUGUCAGCACUUUUUCGUCCAUAUCAUCCUUCACCAAUAUCGAUUGUCAUCGACUAACAUUCCCACCAGUGCCGACAUAACAGGAGCAACAACCUACGCUACACACCCCUCCCUCUCCUACACACCAUCUCCCAACCCCCCAAUAUGGACUAUCCUCCCACCCGCCCUUCGUCUCUCCCUACUCCUAGAUUCUAAAUCUUUCUUUGAGAAAACCUCAAUCUCUCCUCCCCUUAUCCCAGUUCUCACCAAUCUCAUCCUCUUCACCAAAACAAUUUCCCUUGCUUCCAAAACGAAGACAAAACUGGACCCAGAUACUUUUACAGAUAAUCUAUGGGCUUUAGAGUACCAACUGACAAGCAGCAGGGAAGGCGAAAGGGCGAUUGAGAAGGGAAUGAGAUUCGCUUGUUUGCUUUACUUGAAAGCUGUUUUGGGGGAUAGUGAUUCGGGGUCUAGGGCGAUGCUUGAGGGGAUGAGAGAUUCUUUAUGUGGAAGGGAUGUAGGGAUGGGGGUGUCGGCGCAGAAGAUGGAGGUUUGGGUUUGGAUUGCGGGUGUUGGGGCGUGUUUUUCAAGGGCCGGGAGUUUGAUUAGGGGGUCUUUUGUUGGGGUUUUGGAGGGUGUGGGUGCGGGUGAAGUUUUAAGUGGAGGGGAAAUUGUGAAGCUGUUGAAUUUGAGUGAAGUUUUCGGGGGUGGUUUGGAGAGGUUGGUUGAGGCGGUUCGUUCUUGAGUUGGGAGGGGUCAUCACAGAGCAUUGAUGGAAUCAUGGGAAAGGUUUUAGGUACUGUGUUUGGAUUUAUUGAGUGUCAAUUUUCUCUAAUCAAUCUAGUAAUAGGAGGAACUAAAAGUCUGAGAAGGCCAGUGGGCCAGCUGGCUGGGGGCGGUACAGUGAAAUGUAGAGCCUGAUGGAAGAUUGCAAAGAUCGAGAUACCAGGGUUGUUGUGGAAAUGGAAGAAUCGAAACGGUGGUUGUUCUUUCCAGAAUAAAUAACCAAAGGAUUGAUAUAGUUUGGACUACUGAUCUGAGAUAGAGAACAUAGUUCUAAGCUGGAUUCGUAAUAGUGUCAUAUUGGAGGUUAACAAUGACAUUCCAAUGCUGUCAUGAGUCAGUGAAAUAAUUUCAUUAUUGGGUAGCAGGUGC
This is a messenger RNA of Hymenoscyphus albidus, 1589 nucleotides long. The record is from the annotation of a GenBank genome assembly. NCBI's taxonomy places the organism in Eukaryota, Fungi, Ascomycota, Leotiomycetes, Helotiales, Helotiaceae.